Lindgomyces ingoldianus is the source of this 2406-nucleotide messenger RNA. RefSeq lists its product as uncharacterized. Gene Ontology annotation, molecular function: protein kinase binding; cyclin-dependent protein serine/threonine kinase regulator activity. The coding region runs from base 240 to 2105 and encodes 621 amino acids. The record is from RefSeq and is a predicted model, not a curated record. Gene Ontology annotation, cellular component: cyclin-dependent protein kinase holoenzyme complex; nucleus. Lineage: Eukaryota; Fungi; Ascomycota; Dothideomycetes; Pleosporales; Lindgomycetaceae. Gene Ontology annotation, biological process: regulation of cyclin-dependent protein serine/threonine kinase activity. The transcript is spliced from 3 exons.
UUCUUAACUAUCCCUCACCCAGACAGUGACGCCUUCCUGGAUCACUCCCGCCAAAUCCCUCCUGGUCAUGCAGUGAAGGAACGGAGCACAAACAAAAUUCAAGAGACAUUAAGGACGGUGACGCCCGCUCCAAUUGCCGGCGUGCGUGAAGGAUAUCAACACCAGCUGCCCCAGGGCCCGCCUUCCCAACAACGCAGCCGCACACCGUCCACAUGCUCGAGCUACAGCUCCCUCAUCCAAUGCCUCACGCCAUUCCGCGGGAGCCCUCGCUCGACUACUACACCCCCAUCCCCCCUUACUCCAAGCUCGAUCCUCCCCAGCGGCAAAUGCAGCUUCCCGUUCCCCGAAUCACCUCCGGCCCUGAGCUGAAUGCUCUCAGAAACCCACCACGGCCGCUCCUCACCCCUCCGACUGAUGUUUCAGGCUCUGCGGUGAGAGUGAUUUCCUUGCCGCCAAACAAUGGGACUGGCCACGAGUAUGGAUAUCGGUUGCCCGCAAUCGGCAACUCCAGGACGGCGACCUCCCAGCCAAGCCCAACGCCUCAGAAACAGCCGCCACCAUCCUCAUCACAAGACAUGUCUCAGCAGCAGCGGAAAAAGUGGUCAAUCUCUCCGAAUCUGAGGAUUCCAUCGAGCAUCAAGACCCCCCAGGAUGGGCUUCCCCAACUGGCAGCGGAGGUCACUUGCCUAUUCUGGUUCGAAAACUCGUCGACUCUCAAGCAGGUCUUGGACGCAAAUUCUCCACGCAUCCCGGUCCAGCCCCUUGUGCCCGAUGCAAUUCCAACAACAGGCUUUAGGAAGUGGGUGGCCACUAUCCUGACGACAACGCAAGUGGCCCAGAAUGUCAUUCUACUGGCCCUUCUCUUCAUCUACAGGUUAAAGCAAAUCAACCCGAGUGUCAAGGGAAAGCCGGGUAGCGAAUAUAGGCUCCUGACCGUAGCCUUGAUGCUCGGAAACAAGUUUUUGGACGACAAUACGUACACGAACAAGACUUGGGCAGAGGUUUCUGGUAUUUCGGUGCAAGAAGUCCACAUCAUGGAAGUAGAGUUCCUGAGCAAUAUGAGGUAUAGCUUGUACACAUCACAAAAGAAGUGGGAGGAUUGGCACGUCAUUCUGGGAAAGUUCGGAUCCUUCUUUGACCGCGCCUCCAAGAUACCCGCCUCUGGUGCUAUCAGCCCAGUUGGACCCUCGACCCCCUCUCUGCAGGUCCCCCCGAACUACAUGCCUUCCCCACCUACUUUGCAGCAAACUUCACCACCCACGACGAUGACAUAUUCGCCAUGCCGAACGCAAUUCUCGAACACUCCCCUUCUUCAGCCUCAGACUACGUCGACUGCCGUUUCCCCAAUCGGCCCUCUCCCAGAGCUUGGUCCUCUCACACAGCGCAAACGCAGCAUCGACAGUAGCGCAGAACCAGCGCCCAAGCGACAGGCUCACGGGUUUGCUCCAGGACCAUAUAGCAGUGCGCCGUUGAUUCCUACUUUGCAGAUGCCAGUCAGCAGGUCAUUUGAGCCACAUCAACCUAUGAACCGCCUACCACCUCUCCCCAGCCUUGCUAUUCCAACCCCACAGACCAAUCCUCCGGUACAGGUUAACAAUUGGUCUGAACUCCCUCUUCCCGCUCCAGGAAGUCGAUCAAUGGCCAUGGUCUACCCUCCCCCGGUUCAAUGGAAGCAGCCAUACACCACACCAACUUCCACGGCACCACCCCCCUUCCCACCGGCCCAUACCCCAACUAGCCAGACUCUUACUACUGGUGAUCGAUCCCGCCAGGUCAGCCCAUAUCCACCAUCCGCAAGCUCCUCGCCUGUGAGCGCCUCCUACUCCAGCCAGAGGCAGCUGUCACCAUCCUACUUCCUAAACCAACGUCAAUCCCCCUAUCGCCCCGUGCGUGGGGUCCACACUCUCCUUGUUCCCCCUCCUUCAGCUUCAAUGCAUAAUCCUCCUCGUCAAAUUGCCUAUGAUCAGAUGCAAUACCAGCCUUUGGGAAGGCCUAUGACUGAGCGAAGAGUUGGUCCUUUGCCGUACAUGGACCACGGAGCAUGGCCGGAGAUGAAUCAAUUCAAUCAACUGCCUAUCCCACAGCAGCCCAUCUUCCAUCGUUAGGCUGCUGCCAUGACCAACUCACAUUUUCCAUUCCCCUGUAUAGUUUCCACCCUUGCUGAAUGGGACUUAAGCGAUAUCUAACACUAUCGCUCCUCAAUGUCCCCACCCUCUAGUUUUUUUUUUUUGGUUGCGUCAAAGCGAGCAUUGCAUUGGGUUCGGUUUCCUGUAUGGUUCCAAGCUGGACAAUUUUUGAGCCAGCAUAACAUCACACACAUCAGCAUCAGCAUCACUCGGAGUUUUGUAAUUUUACUUGACCCUAUCCUUGCGCGGCUGUGCCAAUGGAUUAUGGUGCUUUUUUUUU